This is a messenger RNA of Vicia villosa (hairy vetch), 1323 nucleotides long. RefSeq names its product putative disease resistance protein At3g14460. The record is from RefSeq and is a predicted model, not a curated record. Bases 1 to 1323 code for a protein of 440 amino acids. Lineage: Eukaryota; Viridiplantae; Streptophyta; Magnoliopsida; Fabales; Fabaceae. The transcript has a single exon.
AUGGCAAAUGGUUUGUUGAAUUCCUACAAAAGUGACAAAAGUAAAGAAGAGUGGGGUAGUGAAUUAUUCAAUGUUCUUGAGUCAAUUUCAUUUUUCCAAAGAUCACUAGGUUUUGAUGGUGGUUUUAUCAUGCAUGAUCUUGUCAAUGACUUAGCAAAAUCGGUGUCUCGAGAGUUUUGCUUACAAGUAGAGGAUGAUAAGAAUGUAAAUCACAUUUCUAAAUGGACACGCCACAUUUGGUUCUCUUUUGAUUCGGAAGAUGCGGAUAGAAUAUUAAAGCACACUUGUAGAAGUAAGGAAUUACACAGCUUGUUGAUAGAACCAAAAAGUUACAAAUGGACCGAGAUAAGCAACAAUGUGCAAUGUGAUAUAUUUUCCAAACUAAAAUAUUUGCGGAUGUUGUCAUUUCUUGGUAGUAGGUCUUUACAUACAAAGCUAGAGCUAGAGCUAGCAGAUGAGAUAGGCAAUUUAAAGCUUUUGCGCUAUCUAGACGUGUCUUGGACGAGUAUUAAUAGGUUGCCUGAUUCUAUUUGUAAGCUUUACAAUUUAGAGACACUGAUAUUGGAAGGGUGUUCUAAUUUGACUGAAUUUCCUUUAGAUUUUUGCAAACUUGACCAUUUACGCCAUCUUAAUCUGGAAGGAACUGCAAUAAGGAAGAUGCCAAAGAACAUAAGGAAACUAAACCAUCUACAAACGUUGACUAAUUUUUUUGUGGGAGAGUCGAGUGGGUCUGAUAUUGAGGACUUAGGAAGUCUCAAUCUUCUUCAAGGAAAACUUUGUCUUUCAAGAUUGAACAAUGUCACGGAUCCAACACAUGCCGUAAAGAGCCGUUUGCAAGAUAAGAAGUUUUUAGAAGAAAUACAUAUGAAAUUUGAUAUUUCAAGAAUGGAAAGCAAUGUGUCUGUCUUGGAUGCCCUUCAACCAAAUAACAAUCUGAAGAGGCUCACUAUCCAGAACUACAAUGGCAAUAUGUUUCCAACUUGGAUAAGGGGGUGUGAUUUACCCAAUUUAAUAUCUCUUAAACUGAAGAACUGUAAUGGAAUAAAGAUCUUUGGCAAUAACUCAACAAAUGUUCCGUUCAAGUUCCUUGAAGUUUUGGAAUUUAACGGGUUGUCUGAAUGGGAAGAAUGGUUAUGUAUCGAAGCGUUUCCACGGUUUAAAGAGCUUUCUAUAACAAGUUGUCCCAAAUUGAAAAGAGCAUUCCCUCCACACCUUCCUUCAUUACAGAAAUUGGUGAUUAUAUUAGCAGACUUACACACUAGCCCUACGUUGCAUGAAGAUAACAUUUCCACCUUGCAUGAUGAGAAUGAGUGCACACAGUAA